GAGAUCACGCCCCCGUCCCCGCCCCUGCCUAGGGCCUCUUCCUGAGUCUGGCGCAUUGACACGGAUUUCCGCAAGCAUGGUUACCCUGGGGUCUGUGUAUGGCCUGCUGCUGCUCAUAAUCGUUCGAGCCAGCAGAAGUGCAGGUGUUGGUUUUCGCUUUGCCUCGUACAUCGAUAAUUACAUGGUGCUGCAGAAGGAGCCUUCAGGGGCAGUGAUCUGGGGCUUUGGCACACCUGGAGCUACAGUGACAGUGACCUUGUGCCAAGGUCAGGAAACCAUCAUGAAGAAAGUGACCAGUGUGAAAGCACACUCCAACACUUGGAUGGUGGUGCUGGAUCCCAUGGAGCCCGGGGGACCCUUUGAAGUGAUGGCACAGCAGACUCUGGGGAUAACGAAUGCCACCCUGAGGGUUCACGAUGUCUUAUUUGGAGACGUCUGGCUGUGCAGUGGGCAGAGUAACAUGCAGAUGACUGUGUCACAGAUCUUUAAUGCCUCGAAGGAGUUGUCUGACAGUGCUGCCUACCAGUCUGUGCGCAUCUUCUCUGUCUCCCUCGUCCAGGCAGAGGAGGAACUGGAAGACCUUGAUGAGGUUGACCUGUCGUGGUCCAAGCCCACUGCAGGAAACUUGGGCCAUGGAAAUUUCACUUACAUGUCAGCAGUGUGCUGGCUCUUUGGGCGUUACCUGUAUGACACUCUGCAAUAUCCCAUUGGACUGGUCUCCUCCAGUUGGGGUGGGACACCCAUUGAAGUCUGGUCAUCUAGAAGGUCACUGGAAGCCUGUGGAGUCCCUGAUACAUGGAAUGCAAGAGUUCUUCAACCCGAGAUAAAGGCCACAAAGAGGGAGUGUGAGAGUGAUGGACCCCUGUGUCCUCUGAGGAGGUUCUUCCGGGCUGCUUUAGUGGCUGGACCCUCAGCGCACUCUGUCCUCUGGAAUGCCAUGAUCCAUCCACUGCAAAACAUGACUUUGAAAGGGGCGGUGUGGUACCAGGGGGAGUCCAAUGCAGAUUAUAACAGAGACCUGUACUCAUGCGUGUUUCCCGCACUCAUCGACGACUGGCGCCAGACCUUCCACCGUGGCUCCCAGGGGCAGACAGGGCGCUUCUUUCCUUUUGGAUUUGUCCAGCUGUCUUCAUACACCUUGAUGAACACAUCAGAUUAUGGAUUUCCUGAGAUUCGCUGGCAUCAAACAGCAGACUUUGGCUUUGUCCCCAACCUGAAGAUGCCCAAUACUUUCAUGGCUGUUGCUAUGGAUCUCUGUGAUCGGGACUCACCUUUUGGCAGCAUCCACCCUCGAGAUAAACAGACUGUGGCCUACCGACUGCACUUGGGGGCUCGAGCUGUGGCUUAUGGUGAGAAAAAUUUGACCUUUCAAGGGCCACUACCUAAGAAGAUAGAACUCUUGGCUCACAACGGGCUGCUCAACCUCACAUAUGACCAGGAAAUCAAGGUGCAUAGGCAAGAUAACAAGACAUUCGAGAUCUCCUGUUGCAGUGACCAUCAGUGCAAAUGGCUUCCAGCUCCUAUGAACACGUUCUCCACCCAGACCCUGAUCUUGGGUAUCAAUGCUUGUCUUGGUACCGUGGUUGCUGUUCGCUAUGCCUGGACCACAUGGCCCUGUGAAUAUAAGCAGUGUGCCAUUUACCACCCUAGCAGUACCUUGCCAGCUCCCCCCUUCACUGCUCAUAUUACACAGUAGGUUCCUGGACUUAGGGCAGGGCUGUCAAAGAACAUUUGACACCUCUUAAAUACAAGGAUAUUUAGGAGUCUAAAUGACGACAGCUAUGGCUUUUAAGGGCAAUUAUCAGAAGUAUCACUGAAUAGCUCCCAGCUACCAUAUGGCUCUUCCCAUAUUCAGAGGUGAGCAUUGACCAACAGAAACUUGAAAAUACUUAUCUUUGUCUUCUGGGCUGAUCUAAUUCUUAACUGCAACAUUGGGCCUUACCACCACCUACUUCCCUGAUAUAGGGAGUGAAAUGCCCAUUUCUGCCCCUUCAUCCAAAACUGAGAACCCUCAGGCAUGUGAGAGAUGUUGAAGGCCACAGAGACUGGUGCUUUGCGUGUUCUUUCCAAACCCCUGAAAAUGGCUGGGGAUGCUAAGAAGUUCCCAUAUGUGGAACAGCUGUCUUUUGUGAAGUGUUACUACCUCAUGACUAAUCUUUCAGGUAACCUUAGACCAUGUAUUUGCAUCCUCAUUAAACUCCCAAAACUGUCA
Messenger RNA from Alexandromys fortis (reed vole), 2212 nucleotides. It is a transcript of the gene Siae, whose product is annotated as sialic acid acetylesterase. Gene Ontology annotation, biological process: carbohydrate metabolic process. Bases 77 to 1696 code for a protein of 539 amino acids. NCBI's taxonomy places the organism in Eukaryota, Metazoa, Chordata, Mammalia, Rodentia, Cricetidae. The transcript has 10 exons. The record is from RefSeq and is a predicted model, not a curated record. Gene Ontology annotation, molecular function: sialate O-acetylesterase activity.